This is a messenger RNA of Scleropages formosus (Asian bonytongue), 3847 nucleotides long. RefSeq names its product titin-like. The transcript is spliced from 11 exons. Lineage: Eukaryota; Metazoa; Chordata; Actinopteri; Osteoglossiformes; Osteoglossidae. The record is from RefSeq and is a predicted model, not a curated record. The coding region runs from base 117 to 3764 and encodes 1215 amino acids.
GUGUUUCUAUUGAUUGCUGGUUUCCUUUUUCCAUGAACACAACUUUUUACUGUGCUGCUUGUGAAAUAUUUCUGUAUUUUUAAGCAUUGGACGUUCCAAAGGACAAACAAGCUGCAAUGUCUGAGAUUCGAAAGAUGCAGGAGGUCUCAUUUGUCAAAGAAGAGGCUUCUUUUGAAGAUGCCAUUUCUUUCCAAAAAGAGAUGUAUGAGAGCACAGAGUUGAAUUAUAAAGACCAAGAGCUAAAAAGCAGUGAGGAUAUUACUGUUUCCAAGGAAAAGUCCAGGAAGAGUGAUGUCAUUCCUCAAACUACAGCACCCCUCCAAAAAACAAAUGAAAUAGUUGGAAAAAAUUUGUUGCUAUGUUAUAAGGAAGAAUUAGCUAGUCGAAAAGUCGAUGUGUUACCUCAAGCAAUGGAUGAUUCACAGAAGGUCCAGCAAGCUCCAUUUUUUGAAUAUCAAAAAAUGCACAAAGCCCUAUUUCUCAAAGACGAACCUUCACCUGAAGUAGGAAUUGCUGUCAAAAAAGAGGUCUAUGAGACCACAAAAUUCUCUUGUGAGGAAAAAGAGCUGAAAAGUACAGCCUCUGUUGCUGAUUCAGGAGAGAGGUAUUUGAAGAGUGAUAAAGCUCGAAGUAUGGCAUCAUUCGAAAAAUCCAGUGAAGUAGAUAGAAAAACACUUUUGCUUUCUAAAAAGAAAGAAUUAAUUAGUCCAACGGCUGACGUUGCAUCUCUGCAAGCAAUGAAAGUUUCAAAGAAAUUUAAGCAAACUCCAGUGUCUGAGACUGAAGAAAGGCGGGAGGUCUCCUUUGAUAAAGAGCAGGCUUCUCCCGUAGCAACAGUUCCACUCAAAACAGAUGUUUGUGAGAGCACAGAAUUGUCUUAUAAAGAGAAAGAGGUGAAAAGUAGGGAUGAUUACACAGAUUUACGAGAGAGUUCUUUGAAGAUUGAAGACAUCCCUGAAAGCAUGGCAACCCCCGAAAUGGCCGAUAAAGUAGUCCGAAAAAUGUUGCCUUCUGAGGAUGAGGAAGUAGUCAGUUUGAAAGCUGGCACUGCACCUUUUCAAGCAAUGAAAGUUUCAAAGAAGCCUAAGCAAGCUCCAGUGUCUGAGAUUCAAGAAAGGCAGGCAGUCUCCUUUGACAAAGAGCAGGCUUCUCCCGUAGCAACAGUUCCUCUUGCAAAAGAUAUUCUUGACAGCACAGAAUUGUCUUAUAAAGAGAAAGAGAUGAAAAGUAGGGAUGAUUACACAGAUUUACGAGAGAGUUCUUUGAAGAUUGAAGACAUCCCUGAAAGCAUGGCAACCCCCGAAAUGGCCGAUAAAGUAGUUCGAAAGAAGUUGCCUUCUGAGGAUGAGGAAGUAGUCAGUUUGAAAGCUGGCAUUACACCUUUUCAAGCAAUGAAAGUUUCAAAGAAGCCUAAGCAAGCUCCAGUGUCUGAGAUUCAAGAAAGGCAGGCAGUCUCCUUUGACAAAGAGCAGGCUUCUCCCGUAGCAACAGUUCCUCUUGCAAAAGAUAUUCUUGACAGCACAGAAUUGUCUUAUAAAGAGAAAGAGAUGAAAAGUAGGGAUGAUUACACAGAUUUACGAGAGAGUUCUUUGAAGAUUGAAGACAUCCCUGAAAGCAUGGCAACCCCCGAAAUGGCCGAUAAAGUAGUUCGAAAGAAGUUGCCUUCUGAGGAUGAGGAAGUAGUCAGUUUGAAAGCUGGCAUUACACCUUUUCAAGCAAUGAAAGUUUCAAAGAAAUUUAAGCAAACUCCAGUGUCUGAGACUGAAGAAAGGCGGGAGGUCUCCUUUGAUAAAGAGCAGGCUUCUCCCGUAGCAACAGUUCCACUCAAAACAGAUGUUUGUGAGAGCACAGAAUUGUCUUAUAAAGAGAAAGAGGUGAAAAGUAGGGAUGAUUACACAGAUUUACGAGAGAGUUCUUUGAAGAUUGAAGACAUCCCUGAAAGCAUGGCAACCCCCGACAUGGCCGAUAAAGUAGUCCGAAAAAUGUUGCCUUCUGAGGAUGAGGAAGUAGUCAGUUUGAAAGCUGGCACUGCACCUUUUCAAGCAAUGAAAGUUUCAAAGAAGCCUAAGCAAGCUCCAGUGUCUGAGAUUCAAGAAAGGCAGGCAGUCUCCUUUGACAAAGAGCAGGCUUCUCCCGUAGCAACAGUUCCUCUUGCAAAAGAUAUUCUUGACAGCACAGAAUUGUCUUAUAAAGAGAAAGAGAUGAAAAGUAGGGAUGAUUACACAGAUUUACGAGAGAGUUCUUUGAAGAUUGAAGACAUCCCUGAAAGCAUGGCAACCCCCGAAAUGGCCGAUAAAGUAGUUCGAAAGAAGUUGCCUUCUGAGGAUGAGGAAGUAGUCAGUUUGAAAGCUGGCAUUACACCUUUUCAAGCAAUGAAAGUUUCAAAGAAGCCUAAGCAAGCUCCAGUGUCUGAGAUUCAAGAAAGGCAGGCAGUCUCCUUUGACAAAGUGCAGGCUUCUCCCGUAGCAACAGUUCCUCUUGCAAAAGAUAUUCUUGACAGCACAGAAUUGUCUUAUAAAGAGAAAGAGGUGAAAAGUAGGGAUGAUUACACAGAUUUACGAGAGAGUUCUUUGAAGAUUGAAGACAUCCCUGAAAGCAUGGCAACCCCCGAAAUGGCCGAUAAAGUAGUCCGAAAAAUGUUGCCUUCUGAGGAUGAGGAAGUAGUCAGUUUGAAAGCUGGCACUGCACCUUUUCAAGCAAUGAAAGUUUCAAAGAAAUUUAAGCAAACUCCAGUGUCUGAGACUGAAGAAAGGCGGGAGGUCUCCUUUGAUAAAGAGCAGGCUUCUCCCGUAGCAACAGUUCCACUCAAAACAGAUGUUUGUGAGAGCACAGAAUUGUCUUAUAAAGAGAAAGAGGUGAAAAGUAGGGAUGAUUACACAGAUUUACGAGAGAGUUCUUUGAAGAUUGAAGACAUCCCUGAAAGCAUGGCAACCCCCGACAUGGCCGAUAAAGUAGUCCGAAAAAUGUUGCCUUCUGAGGAUGAGGAAGUAGUCAGUUUGAAAGCUGGCACUGCACCUUUUCAAGCAAUGAAAGUUUCAAAGAAGCCUAAGCAAGCUCCAGUGUCUGAGAUUCAAGAAAGGCAGGCAGUCUCCUUUGACAAAGAGCAGGCUUCUCCCGUAGCAACAGUUCCUCUUGCAAAAGAUAUUCUUGACAGCACAGAAUUGUCUUAUAAAGAGAAAGAGAUGAAAAGUAGGGAUGAUUACACAGAUUUACGAGAGAGUUCUUUGAAGAUUGAAGACAUCCCUGAAAGCAUGGCAACCCCCGAAAUGGCCGAUAAAGUAGUUCGAAAGAAGUUGCCUUCUGAGGAUGAGGAAGUAGUCAGUUUGAAAGCUGGCAUUACACCUUUUCAAGCAAUGAAAGUUUCAAAGAAGCCUAAGCAAGCUCCAGUGUCUGAGAUUCAAGAAAGGCAGGCAGUCUCCUUUGACAAAGUGCAGGCUUCUCCCGUAGCAACAGUUCCUCUUGCAAAAGAUAUUCUUGACAGCACAGAAUUGUCUUAUAAAGAGAAAGAGGUGAAAAGUAGGGAUGAUUACACAGAUUUACGAGAGAGUUCUUUGAAGAUUGAAGACAUCCCUGAAAGCAUGGCAACCCCCGAAAUGGCCGAUAAAGUAGUCCGAAAAAUGUUGCCUUCUGAGGAUGAGGAAGUAGUCAGUUUGAAAGCUGGCACUGCACCUUUUCAAGGUAUUAAUAUAGAAUUUUCUCAGUUGAUUAAUGUUUGGCUUGAUUGCAUCGUAGCGAUUCUGUUGUUUGCUGAUUUAUUUUUCUAAGUACUACAGUUGACUUUGUUGCCUCUGAAUUUUUUUGUAUUUUUAAGCAAUGAAAGUUUCAAAGAAAUUUAAGCAAACUCCAG